AUGUUGAACGUAUCUGUCUAUGUUUUGUUCUCGCUAUUAAUCGUAAGUGUGUCUUCCCACGGUCUUAUUAAUAAUAACACAUCGGUAGAAGAAAAAUUUAUCUACAAAGACGUAGUCACUGCAAUGGUAAAAAUUCUAUAUCGAUGUCAUCCAAAAAAAUCGGAACUAACUUUACUACUAGGUGGAGAUUACAAUGAAUUUCUUAAACGAGCGUUCUUUAUUGGGAUACCAGUAGCUUUAAUAGGAGAAACGAGUCCUCAAUUAAAUGCCCUAAAAAAUUUUGCAUUAACAAGAUAUUCCUUCAAGAUGUAUGAGAGCUACAACUUCAUCCAUUUCCUUCGAAAAUCACACAACUUUAUAUUAGUGGCAUCUUCUCAGCCCAUGUUGCGAUCUAUUUUGCAGAGAACAAAAGAUUCGCCGUGGGCGAAUCCGGAUGGAUUUUAUAUUAUAAUCGAUAAGGAAACUGAAACACGAGGCUGUAUAAACGCUCGUUCAUUUCUCUGGACAGCUUGGAGAUAUAAUUUACUCUCAGUUAUGUUUCCAUGUAUCGAUCCAAACGAUGGAAUUGUUUAUUACACAUUUAAUCCGUAUUCUAACAGUACGCCAACCGAUUGGAAUGAAGUAAGCCGUAUGAAAGGACGAGAGGGACAUCCUUGGAUAAUGUUGAAAAGAAAAUUUGAAAAGGAAACAAACAAGAUGUGCAAAAAUCUGAAUUUUGAUAAAACGGUCACUUUACAAGGCUAUACGAUCCGAUUAAACGCCGUCGAGAUGGAACCGUAUAUAAAAAUUGAUUCGAGUUUAUCGGAUGAAAAAAAAUUUCGUGGCGAUAAUAGUGAAAUCAUCAAGAUAUUAUUAUACAAAUUGAAAGCGUCUCCAGCAAUCGAGAUUUAUAAUGGCAGUAUCUACGAACUUGGCGAUAUAGGACCGAACGGUACUCUAGAAGGUUUGAUGGCCUCUCUGAAAGACGGCAAAAUAGACAUUGGCAUGAACACGAAAACCUUGCUUAUAUUGUGGAAAGUCAGAUACACCUAUCCCCAUACAAGAUCAGGCCUGUGUGUGAUAGCACAACCACGUUCAAAAGUCUCUCAAUAUAUCAGACUAAUAAAAUUUAUGUCACCAGAAGUAAUAAUAGGAAUAGCCAUAACGUGUCUGUUAGCUUAUGUACUAUUCACGAAAAGCGAGGGAUACAUAAAAGCCAGCUUACAGGUGAUAAGACUUGUGAUCUGCGUAGGAAUUCUACAUCCACCCAAAAUUAGUUCCACCAGAAUCUUUGUAUGCAUGAUAUUGAUUUUAUUCCUCAUCAUAAACGCUUUAUUCCAAAGCCACCUGUCGGCAUUACUCACCGUGCCGAUUUAUUAUCGCGAUAUUGACACCAUAGAAAGUCUUAAGAAAUCCGGAUACACUAUAUAUGGACCGCGUAAUUUCAAAUCAUUAUUGAACGAUCCUGUACUGGAAUCACACUACGUAGAUGUUACGUAUGAUGAAUGCAAGAAAUUCGUAGAGAAUUCGACGAACGCUGUGUGCUUGGGGGACUGUCACCAUCUCUAUUAUAGAAUUAAGGGCCAAGAUCUUAUUAGAUCAAGAAAACUGUUCGAGUUGACAAAAUCGUAUGUUACUCGCGAAGAUUGGCCAUUAUACCAACGAGUAAACGACAUUAUUCGGCAUAUGGCGCAGACCGGCUUAAUCGUGAAAUCUCGAGCUGACUCCAUGGCGGAUGUAAAUCGCGAAAGACUCAGGAAUAACGCAAAGAAAGAUGGCUUUAAAGUAAUGUUGUUGAAACAGCUGGCGUUCAGCUUUUAUUUUCUCAUUAUGGGAUAUACUUGCGCCACUACAGUCUUCAUAUUGGAAUUGAUAAUUGGUCAAUCUGUUUCUAGAUCUGAGAAUAAUUAA
Molecule: messenger RNA, 1890 nt
Organism: Cyphomyrmex costatus
Lineage: Eukaryota; Metazoa; Arthropoda; Insecta; Hymenoptera; Formicidae
Exons: 6
Coding region: 1-1890 (629 amino acids)
Source: RefSeq, a predicted model, not a curated record